UGCGGUUGUGUGAAUCGAAACGGGUGAGGCACUUCUAUCUUGCAUUGUAGUGUCAUUGGGUGCUUCCGUUCUGGACCUCUUCUGUGUAGUUCUCGAUACAAAAUGACUUGUAAACGCAGGAACGGUGGACGUGCCAAGCACGGUCGCGGUCAUGUAAAUCCAGUCCGCUGUACCAAUUGUGCUCGCUGUGUCCCCAAGGAUAAGGCCAUCAAGAAGUUUGUCAUUCGUAACAUUGUAGAGGCUGCUGCCGUCAGAGACAUAACCGAGGCCAGCUUUUAUCAAUCAUAUCAGCUUCCCAAGUUAUAUGCUAAACUUCAUUACUGCGUCUCCUGCGCCAUUCACUCCAAAGUGGUGCGGAAUAGAUCCAAGGCGGAUCGUCGUAUAAGAACGCCUCCUGUUCGCAACUUUCCAAGGGAUCUGCGCCAAGGUCAACAGAACAGGAAAUAAUUUUAUUAUGUAAAGUUAAUUUUUCGAUAUAAAUGAAAAAUUUUAAAACCAA
Temnothorax curvispinosus is the source of this 499-nucleotide messenger RNA. RefSeq names its product 40S ribosomal protein S26 (gene RpS26). Gene Ontology annotation, cellular component: ribosome; cytosolic small ribosomal subunit. Gene Ontology annotation, biological process: translation. The record is from RefSeq and is a predicted model, not a curated record. Bases 103 to 447 code for a protein of 114 amino acids. The transcript has 3 exons. NCBI's taxonomy places the organism in Eukaryota, Metazoa, Arthropoda, Insecta, Hymenoptera, Formicidae. Gene Ontology annotation, molecular function: mRNA binding; structural constituent of ribosome.